Plasmodium falciparum 3D7 is the source of this 2145-nucleotide messenger RNA. Its product is annotated as putative cyclin-like protein. Lineage: Eukaryota; Apicomplexa; Aconoidasida; Haemosporida; Plasmodiidae. The record is from RefSeq and is a predicted model, not a curated record.
AUGAAAAUAUUUCAGACCAACGUUGACAAUUUUAAUUUAAAUAUAUGUGAACAGAAUGAAAAUAUAAUUUUAAAAAAAAAGGAAAUUCAAGAAAAUAUAAAUGAAACAUGUGGUCAUGUAGAAUAUAUAAAAAAUGACAUUCAGCAAAACGAAGAUCCUUGUUAUAAUGAUAAUAAUACAUGCUUUGAUGAUGAUAUAUUUUUAAGGAGCAGGAAAUCUGUUCCUUCUGCUUUCACACAUAAAAUAAGUGAUGACGAUAUGGAUAAAAAAAGAGUACCCGAACAAAAUGACGUGGAUAAUAAAAAUGAUAUUAAACGUGACAAUAAUAAUAAUUAUAGUAAUGAUAAUAAUUAUAGUAAUAAUAAUAAUAAUAAUAAUAAUAAUAAUAAUAUUGUUAAUGAUGAUAUAUCCAUGUCUCCCAAAAAGAAAAAGGCUAAAUAUAACAACACAGGUAAGGAUAAAAACGAAGAUGAUAAUAGUAAUAAUUGUAAUAAUUGUAAUAAUUGUAAUGAUGGUAAUGAUAGUUGUGAUGAUAAUUCACAUCAUAAUCCUAAUAAUGUUAAUCGCUUAAGAGAAGAAAUAAAAAAAGAAUUGUUUAACAAACUGAAUAUUAUUUUAGAUGUUAAUAUGAAUAUGAAUACCGAUGAAGAAUAUUAUAUGAAAUUUUUAAAAAAGAAAAAAUUCAGAAACUAUAUUAUGAAUACUUCCAAAUUUAUUAUCAUCCUAGGAAAGUAUUUACAACUUUCAUUUUGUACCAUAUGUAUUGCAUUAUAUUAUAUGAAUAAAUAUAAUCAGAAAAUUCUCAAAAGAAAAAAAAACUCCAUAAGUUAUCUCAUUGCAGGUGCGUGUAUUUUCCUUGCUUGGAAAUUAAGAGAAGAUUUUGAACUCUUGAAAAAAUCAAGAAAAUUAUAUGAUAUACCCAAAGUUAUUUUUAAACUGCUAAACUAUUUUUAUAAAAAAAAAAAACUCAAAAAAAAAAUACACUCUAUCGAAUUAGAUAUUAUAACAAAUUAUAAAAUUAACCAUACCUUUUAUAAUACUCAAUUAUUUAAUCACAAAACAUUUUCUUCUUUUAUGGAACAUAUGAAAAAAGAAGAUACUUACAUAGAUACAAAAAAAGAAUCGAAAAACAGAAAACAAUCCAAUGGUUCACAAAUUAAUAAUAAUCUAAAUAAUGUACAAAAAAAUAAAUCCAUAUAUAACGACCUACAAGAAUUGAAUAAUAUAAUUCAAGAAGGAUAUAUAUCUGAUAUAAAUAACAUAAAUCAUGUCAGUGAUUGUUUUAGCUCAUAUUUAUCAGAAUGUAACAGCAGUGACGUUUCGGAAUAUGACCAAAUGAAACCUGAACAGGACGAACCAAUAAAUAUACAAACUGAUGUAAAAGAUGAAAAUGGUAAAAUGGGGAGUCAGCAUUGUGAUGUAAAAAGAGAAAAUAUUAAAAUAAAACAUGAAAUGAAUGGUGAUUUACAUGAACAGAAUGGAAAAUUACAUGAACAAAAUGGUGAUUUACAUGAACAAAAUGGAAAAUUACAUGAACAAAAUGGAAAAUUACAUGAACAAAAUGGUGAUUUACAUGACCAAAGUGGUGAUUUACAUGAACAAAAUAGCUUGACAGAGAAUAUCAAAAAAUUUAAAAAAUUAUGUAAGGAGCACAAAAAGAAUAUAUACGUCUCUUCUUCGAAGUGGGUAUUAAACAAUUCCGGUCAGAAGUUACAGUUGAUGCAGAAGAUAAUAAUAUAUUACGAAGGAGAAAUAUUAAAGAGUUUUAAUUAUUACAUAAAGCCAAAAAUGUUAUUUUUUGAAUUAUUACCAUCAUAUAUAAAUAAAUUUGUGUAUACAAUGAAAGGAUAUAUUGAAUUGGAUCAGGUGGUAUAUUUAGAAAAGUUAUGUUUAUUAACGAUAUUAGAUAUAUACAAAACUCCCUUAUGUUUAAUAUUUACUCCGAAGGAAAUAUUGAUAACGUGUAUAUUAAAGGCAUAUAUAUCAUUAAAAUUACUGAGUAAUCAGUUACAUAUUCGAUCUUUGUCCUUUCAAGACUUUGAGGACAAAAUCAAUUCCUUCAUACAAUCAGUCUGUUGUGAAGACCCAAUCAACGUCUAUAGGAUAAAAACAGCAUUAAGAGAACUACGACAACUACAUUUUUAA